CGUUCGCUUUUGUCAUGGGAAUGAGCAUUUGAAAUUACCACACCAAUCUGCUGCUGCCAUGAAUAAUACUGAUAUGGAGAACAACCCUAGUCCUUCCCGAGUUGAUAGAAAAUUCAUUGAGAGGGACAGAAGAAACCAAAUGAAGGCUCUCUUCCGCAGACUCAACUCUCUUGUGCCUCAUCAAACAUCAAAGGCGGUUUCACUGCCGGAUCAGGUAGAAGAAGCAACAAACUACAUAAAGAAAUUACAGAUGAAUAUGGAGAAAAUGGAGAAGAAGAAGAACAAGCUACUAGGAAUAGAAAGACCAAAUGUGAGCAUGAAUGGAGGAGGAGAGAGAGUAGGGUUUAAAUCUCCACGGAUUGAGAUCCGACAAAUGGGUUCAGCCGUAGAUGUUGUUCUGAUAACUGGGUUGGAUUCUCAGUUCAUGUUCAGUGAAACCAUUCGUGUUCUUCAUGAAGAAGGAUUAGAUGUUGUUAACGCUAGUUAUAAUGUUAUCCAAGAUGCAGUUUUCCAUUCAAUACACUGUCAUCAGGACGAGAAAUUUGCCAACGGAGCUGCUAGGAUAUCUGAGAGGCUAAAGAAAUCCAUCUACGAGUCUAGCUACUGUGCUUUUUAAAUUUUCAUUAUUAUAUAUUUAGUUUUUCUUCUAUUUCAUUUAUAUAUAGUUUUUUUUAA
Molecule: messenger RNA, 675 nt
Organism: Vigna angularis (adzuki bean)
Lineage: Eukaryota; Viridiplantae; Streptophyta; Magnoliopsida; Fabales; Fabaceae
Product: transcription factor bHLH162
Exons: 3
Coding region: 59-616 (185 amino acids)
Biological process (GO): regulation of transcription by RNA polymerase II
Cellular component (GO): RNA polymerase II transcription regulator complex
Molecular function (GO): DNA-binding transcription factor activity, RNA polymerase II-specific; protein dimerization activity; RNA polymerase II transcription regulatory region sequence-specific DNA binding
Source: RefSeq, a predicted model, not a curated record